Cotesia congregata is the source of this 2481-nucleotide messenger RNA. The record is from the annotation of a GenBank genome assembly. NCBI's taxonomy places the organism in Eukaryota, Metazoa, Arthropoda, Insecta, Hymenoptera, Braconidae.
AUGACUAAGUUUGCAUAUUUUUACGUGCGCGCCGUCCAAGACGACCACGGAAAACUCAAAACAGAUAAAUUUGUCAAAGGAGAUCCAGAGCUACUGGGGCUCCCUCAAGAUGUUUGGAAUACGCGUGCCUCGUAUAAUUUACUCUCAAGACAUUUACGCGGAGGGCUUUCCGGUUCCGGAGACGUUUAUCAUCCCGGCAAAGCUACCUACGGGUGGAAUAUGUCUGCUAUCUCUGAGCCAGAAUUUGCAAAAAAAACCGUCGAAAAAGUUCAAAUGAGUGGUUUCUAUGGAAGUUAUCCGCAAUCUUGCGGUUAUGGUUGGAGCCCAGGGAGCCAAGAGGCCACGGAGCCUGGAAAUGAUAUUUUUGUUAAAACAGUCUGCGAAGUAAAGCGCGUUUUGCCGUCAUUGUUUAAUAUCAAAGUGUUGGGAGAAAAAGGAUCUGGCUACAGAGCACAAGGAGCUAUUCAGGAUUUCAAUUCCCUAAGACAGCAAUGUUUAUCACAAGGAAUUUUGUUCGAGGACCCAGAGUUCCCGGCUACAGACUCAUCGCUGUUUUUUUCAAAGAGACCUGACAGAUACAUCGAAUGGAGAAGACCUAUGGAAAUAGCAGAUAAUCCUCAGCUAUUCGUCGAAGGAUUCUCGCGAUUCGACGUCCAGCAAGGAGAGUUAGGUGAUUGCUGGUUGCUGGCAGCAGUUGCUAAUCUCACAAUGCAUCCAAAUUUAUUCUUCCAAGUAGUACCUGAAGACCAGAGUUUUGAUGAAGGCUACGCUGGAAUAUUUCACUUCAGAUUCUGGCAGUAUGGCCGCUGGGUAGACGUAGUAAUCGACGACCGCCUGCCAACCUACAACGGGCAGCUAAUGUUUUUAAACUCAGCCGAGAAAAACGAGUUUUGGAGUGCGUUGUUAGAAAAAGCCUACGCAAAACUUCACGGUUCCUACGAGUCCUUAAAAGGAGGUACUGCUUGCGAAGCUAUGGAAGAUUUUACUGGUGGAGUCACUGAGCUGUACCAAAUGGAUGAGACACCGCCGAAUUUAUUCAGCAUUUUGCUGAAAGCCUAUGAGAGAAAUUCAAUGUUGGGAUGCUCCAUUGAGCCUGACCCGAAUGUCCUCGAAGCAGAAACUCCUCAAGGUCUGAUCCGAGGUCACGCUUACAGUAUCACUCGUGUCAAGUACGUCGACAUCGAAACGCCACACCAGGUCGGAAAAAUACCGCUGCUAAGAUUGAGAAACCCCUGGGGUAACGAAGCCGAGUGGAACGGCCCGUGGAGUGACAUGUCGCCAGAGUGGAGAUUUAUCCCCGAUCACGAGAAAGAAGAGCUGGGAUUAACCUUCGACACUGACGGAGAGUUCUGGAUAUCUUUCCAGGAUUUUAAGAAAUUUUUCACGGCCCUGGAGAUCUGUAACUUGAACCCCGACUCGCUGACCGAGGACGACCUCAGCGCUGGGAAAAAGAGGUGGGAAACGAGCGUGUUUGAAGGCGAAUGGGUUCGCGGAGUCACUGCCGGAGGUUGCAGAAAUUUCUUGGAGACUUUCUAUCACAAUCCGCAGUACCGUGUCACUCUGGAGUAUCCUGACGAAGGAGAUGACAAGUGCACGGUGAUUGUAGCUCUGAUGCAGAAGAACCGACGGGCUCAGAAACGCAUGGGCGCGGACUGUUUGACUAUUGGGUUCGCUAUUUACCAUCUCGAGUACCCGGAUCGAUUACCCAAGCCGCUUGAUAUGAAUUUCUUUAAAUACAACGCAUCCGUUGCCAGAUCACCCUCAUUUAUUAAUCUACGCGAGGUCACUUGUCGGUUUAAAUUACCUCCUGGCAGUUAUUGCAUUGUACCGAGUACUUUUGAUCCAAAUGAAGAGGGAGAGUUUCUACUGCGUGUAUUCUCUGAGAAUAAAAAUCAUAUGGAAGAGAACGACGAGUCUGUUGGAAUAGGAGAAGUCGAUGAUAGGGUACGCGAGGAACCACAACCUGACCGAAAUAACGAGGAAAAAGUCCGCGAGUUCUUCAAGAAACUCGCGGGAGAUGAUAUGGAGGUUGAUUGGGAAGAGUUGAAAGAAAUUUUAGACUACGCUAUGAGAAAAGAGCUACCACUGUCUUCUGAUCAUAGUGAGGCCCAUAAUACUACGGGCCCCAAUGAAGAAGGUUCUUUAUUGGAAACCCUCGUCUCUCUGCUGUGUAGUAUCGUUUGUCCUGCCGAAAAAAGGGAUGAACAGUACAGUGAGCCUGUAGAUGGCACGGGUUACUUAAGCGCGUUUGAAUUGAGACAAGCACUAAACAGCGCAGGAUACAAAUUAAACAACCACAUUUUGAAUAUUUUGGUGCAUAGAUACGGCACUAAAGAUGGAAGAGUAACAUUUGAUGAUUUUAUAAUGUGUGCGGUUAGAUUGAAGACAAUGAUUGACAUAUUUCGGGAGCGCGAUCCACAUCAAACUAACUCAGCGACAUUUACCUUGGAAGAAUGGGUUGAGAAAACUUUAUACUCGUAA